Molecule: messenger RNA, 658 nt
Organism: Drosophila mojavensis
Lineage: Eukaryota; Metazoa; Arthropoda; Insecta; Diptera; Drosophilidae
Exons: 2
Coding region: 289-552 (87 amino acids)
Source: RefSeq, a predicted model, not a curated record
ACAGCGCAUGCAGCUAUCUCGCUCAAGCACAUGCUGUCUUAGCUAACGCCUUAGCUAGGUCUCAAACCAGUAAAAUAACGCCUUUUCAAAAUUGUUAAAUAACUAAUAUUUAACUAAAACGUAAUAUAUAUUUUUUUUUAAUUAUAUAAAAAGUUUUAUAAUAUAUGCUCUAACUUUGUACAAAGGAGCCUUUUUAGGAAAGUGACGUACGAAUUUACAAAAUUUCAUUACAUAACAUGGCGUAAGUGUGUAAAGAAAGUGUUCUCUCCAAAUCGAAUUGGUAAUCGAAUGGCAAACAGUCCCAGCAUAUUUUUUGUGCUAUUCUGGCGGAUUGGAGUGCACCUGUUGUAUCCCUAUAGGUAUACGAAUCGCUCGAUUCAGGAUGCCCUGGGCGAUGAUUAUCUGGUGUGGGUCUCCAGCGAUCGCUGGCAGAACGAGCAAAUGGUCUUCAUGCUAUUCCGCCAGUCGAUCGAAAACUUUCUGAUAUUCAUUUUGAUCAUGGAGAUUAUGCACUCUAUUCAGGUGGGACGCAAUAUGCCGUUAGUGGUGUAAUGCGGCGCCGCAUCAAUAAAAUGUGUAAUUUAAGAAAAUGUAAUUUCUUUUUUGACAUCUCACGGUAGUAAACCUCCCCGGACCACACGAGUGUGGGGCAUAUCAA